Nematolebias whitei (Rio pearlfish) is the source of this 1325-nucleotide messenger RNA. It is a transcript of the gene dlx2a, whose product is annotated as distal-less homeobox 2a. Gene Ontology annotation, biological process: negative regulation of transcription by RNA polymerase II; embryo development; cell differentiation. The transcript has 3 exons. NCBI's taxonomy places the organism in Eukaryota, Metazoa, Chordata, Actinopteri, Cyprinodontiformes, Rivulidae. Gene Ontology annotation, molecular function: DNA-binding transcription factor activity, RNA polymerase II-specific; RNA polymerase II cis-regulatory region sequence-specific DNA binding. The record is from RefSeq and is a predicted model, not a curated record. The coding region runs from base 166 to 996 and encodes 276 amino acids.
GUGGCAGAUAAUCACAGGCCACUGCGUGGGGGACACACCUUCUGCUCGUUUUACCUCGGUUCGCGCGGGGGAUGCGUUUUGAUUUACAAAAAGCUCCGACAGAUCAGAGUCGUGUUUCUUUGGUGAUUUUCGCGCAUACAGGUUUCCAGUCUGCUCUGCUCCAAGAUGACUGGGGUUUUUGAGAACUUAAAUACUGAUAUGCAUUCGAACCAGAUUACCUCAAACAGUUACCACAGCUUGCACAAGUCGCAGGAGUCCCCGACCCUGCCCGUGUCCACGGCGACGGACAGCAGCUUUUACAACAGCCAGCAGCCGAGCCACUGCGCCGGCUCUCCGUUUGGCCAGCUCGGUUCUUACCAGUACCACGGCAGCGCCACGAGCUCUGUGCCAUAUAACGCAAAGUCCUACGACCUGGGGUUCAACUCUUCUUAUGGUGCAUACAGCUCCUACGGGUCCAACUCUUCUCCGACUCCAGCCGACACAGAGAAAGAAGAGAGCGAGCCAGAAAUCCGGAUGGUUAAUGGAAAACCAAAGAAGGUCAGGAAACCUCGAACCAUUUAUUCCAGCUUCCAACUGGCUGCACUUCAGCGGAGGUUUCAAAAGACGCAGUAUUUGGCUCUACCAGAACGGGCCGAGCUGGCAGCCUCACUGGGCCUUACGCAAACACAGGUCAAGAUCUGGUUCCAAAACCGCCGCUCCAAGUUCAAAAAGCUGUGGAAAAGUGGAGAGAUCCCACCAGAGCAGCACGUUACUUCCAGCGAAUCUCCUCCGUGCGCGUCUCCUCCAACAUCUGCCUGGGACUUUCCACAGACUCAAAGAAUGAACACUGUCAGCUCGAGUUUACCUCAGAGCGCCAGCCCCCCCAACACGGCUGCGCCCUCGUCGUUUUUGGCUAACUACUCCUGGUACUCAAGCACGAACUCUGCAACGCAUCUCCAGCCUGCUCUGGUCCAGCACCACCACAACUCGGCCAUAAACGCAGGGACGAUAUUCUGAAAGGGAAACACAACGUUCGGGUCUAAAUUGGACAAGACUGUUGGGAAGAAAAGAGAUAAAACCUCGAUUUUACACACCUAACUGUGUGCGCCUUUGCGCACAAAAUCUAGGAGAAAUUGAUGGAGCAAAACAGGUUCAUGGAACUUGCUGGUUUUCACGAGAUAGACGCAGAUUUCUACAGUUAUUUUUGUAUUUAUUUAUUUUGUUUAUGUGAGGGAUGAGUGAACCACUAUUACCCAAAGCAAUCACAGCCUGGGCGCAUAUAAGCCCGUUUUUACGCGGACGUCACUUUUUUGCCAUUUCUGCAAAACGAAAUCAUUGACUUCAGG